CGUCGGGACAGAGGGCCUGGCGGCGGGCGCGGGGCACUUCAAAGGCCUGUCGGGCUCAGCCCGCCCUGGAGCCCAGCGUCCCUUGGCUCGGGGAGCCGCUGCUGCCCCCCGCUGCGCAUCGCAGCGCCCGGACAGGACAGGACAGGGCAGGACGGGAGAGGCGGGGCAAGAGCCGGCAGAGCAAAGGCCGGAAUCUCCUGGCAAGGAAACAGUAAAGCCCCCCCUCCGCCUGGAUCCCAAGGGGCGGAGGGCAGGGCGGGGCUGGCCGGCUGCUGCCCCACGCGGCGCCCAGGCUGGCGGCGCCCCCGGCGGGCUCCCCGUGCCCCUCUGUCAUGCGUGUGGUUUGGGACGAGAAGGCGAGUCCGUGCGCCAAGAAAAGCCGAGCGCCCCCGAGCCCCGCCGCAGAGCCCGGGCACCAGCCGCCGGCCCCCGCUAACUACGCCCAGGCGCUACCCUCGCCGCUCAUUGGAGCGGGACUGAGCGGAGCGACCAGACCCUGCGCUGCCCUGGGAACAGCAGGAGCAGGCCCGGGCCAGAGACCCCAACUCCGGCCAGCACGGGGGAGACAGAACCCGCGAAGCACUGCCCGCCCCCAGGGACUAGUUCCUCCGGGACCCGGAGCCCCCGCCAGUCUGCCGCCAAGCGGAGCAGGGGGCAGAGCCCGUCCGUGCGCCCAACUCCUCUGCUCCUUCCCCCGCAGGUGGCUCCGGGUCGCGAUGGGCAGAGGUACCGUGCAAGUGCUGCUGCUCCUGGGACUGCUGCACUGGGGCCCCGGUGGCGAGGGCAGGAAGAACUGGAGACGGCGAGGGCAGCAGCCGUCGGCUGCGGCGGCAGCCCGGGAGCGGAGCGAAGCGACCGGGCAGCCCGUGGAGAGCUUCCCGCUGGACUUCACCGCCGUGGAAGGCAACAUGGACAGUUUCAUGACUCAGAUCAAGAGCCUGGCGCAGUCGUUGUAUCCGUGCUCGGCCCAGAACCUGCACCACGAGCUGCGCCUCCAUACACUGCUCAACAGCUCGGUCACCUGCAACGACGGCAGCCCGGCCGGCUACUACCUCAAAGAAUCAAAAGGCAGUAGAAGGUGGCUGCUGUUCCUGGAAGGAGGAUGGUAUUGCUUUAACAGAGAAAAUUGUGAUACCCGCUACGAUACAAUGAGGAGGCUGAUGAGCUCCAAGGAGUGGCCCAUUACCAAAACUGGAACUGGGAUCCUGUCAUCACAGCCAGAAGAAAAUCCGCACUGGUGGAACGCAAACAUGGUUUUCAUCCCCUAUUGCUCAAGUGAUGUUUGGAGUGGUGCCUCUUCCAAAUCUGAAAAAAAUGAAUAUGCCUUCAUGGGAGCCCUCAUAAUACAAGAGGUAGUAAAGGAGCUGGUGGGAAAAGGCCUUAAUAAUGCAAAAGUUCUACUCCUGGCCGGAAGCAGUGCUGGGGGAACUGGGGUGCUUCUGAAUGUGGAUCGAGUAGCAGAGCAGCUGGAGGAGAUGGGUUAUCAAGGGAUUCAGGUCCGAGGGCUGGCAGAUUCUGGCUGGUUCCUGGAUAAUAAACAGUACCGCAGAACUGACUGUAUUGAUACCAUAACCUGUGCCCCAACAGAAGCUAUUAGGAGAGGAAUCAGAUAUUGGAAUGGCAUUGUUCCUGAACGCUGCAAACUGCAGUUUAAAGAGGGAGAGGAAUGGAAUUGCUUUUUUGGCUAUAAAAUUUAUCCCACUCUUCGAUGUCCAGUCUUUGUGGUGCAGUGGCUCUUUGAUGAGGCCCAGCUCACUGUAGAUAAUGUGCAUCUAACUGGACAGCCUGUCCAGGAGGGGCAGUGGCUCUACAUCCAGAAUCUGGGCCGGGAGCUAAGAAAUACCCUGAAAGAUGUGACUGCUAGUUUUGCUCCAGCCUGUUUGUCUCAUGAGAUCAUUACGCGCAAUCACUGGACAGACAUUCAGGUGAAAGGAACUUCGUUACCCCGUGCCCUGCAUUGCUGGGACCGCAGCCUGCAUGACAGCAACAAAAAUGGGAAAGCCCCUUUGAAGGGUUGCCCAAUCCAUCUGAUUGACAGCUGUCCCUGGCCCCACUGUAACCCCUCAUGCCCUACCAUCCGGGACCAGUUCACAGGGCAGGAGAUGAAUGUGAUCCAGUUCCUCAUGCACAUGGGUUUUGAUGUUCAGAAGAUGGCACAGCAACAGGGCCUGGAGCCCAGUAAACUUCUGGGGAUGCUGAGCAGUGAUAGCUAGAAAGGGUUCUCUAUGAAAGGGCAGAAUGAUCAGAUAAGGAGGGGGAGCCUCUAAGCUUCUCUCCCAAACUCUUUAACCUUCUCCAUUCUCAUGCAGGCACACUUACACACAUGCACACUCACAAGCACACGUGCACACUUAGUGUGUGUCAA
Molecule: messenger RNA, 2365 nt
Organism: Dermochelys coriacea (leatherback sea turtle)
Lineage: Eukaryota; Metazoa; Chordata; Testudines; Dermochelyidae
Gene: NOTUM
Product: notum, palmitoleoyl-protein carboxylesterase
Exons: 11
Coding region: 333-2213 (626 amino acids)
Molecular function (GO): hydrolase activity
Source: RefSeq, a predicted model, not a curated record